AUGUCUAUGGCCUUAGCCGGAGUUGGAGUCGGAACGCACCUAACCUAAAUCUUGGAUUAUUCCAAGAAUUAUUGCGUGUUUAUAACUGCGAUGGUAUGUUGACAAUAUAAAAUUAUAAAAUAUUCUUAGAAACGUAAAAAUGCUGGAACGUAAAGAUGACGAAGGAAAUUUAUAUGCUUUUAAUGAGGAGGAUUUACCAUAUGAAGAAGAAAUUUUACGAAAUCCAUAUUCAGUGAAACAUUGGCAACGCUAUAUCGAUCAUCUUAAAAAUACAAACAGUAAAAAUUUAAAUGUGGUAUAUGAACGAGCAUUAAAAGAACUUCCGGGAAGUUACAAGCUGUGGUAUAAUUAUCUUCGACAACGUGUGAGUCAAUUAAAAGGGCGAUGUAUAACAGAUCCAUUAUAUGAAGAUGUUAAUAAUGCAUUUGAACGAGCUUUAGUAUUUAUGCAUAAAAUGCCACGUAUAUGGAUGGAUUAUUGUACGCUAAUGACCGAAGAAUGUUAUAUAACACGAACGCGUCAAGUGUUUGAUCGGUCUCUUAGAGCACUUCCUAUCACGCAGCAUCAUCGUAUAUGGCCAUUAUAUAUUCAUUUCUUAAAGAAACAUAAUGUUUAUGAGACUGCUGUUAGGGUCUUUAGAAGGUAUUUGAAGCUAGCACCAGAAGAUACAGAAGAAUAUAUAGAGUAUUUGAUAUCAAUUGCAAGACUUGAUGAGGCUGCUGUAAAACUUGCGCAGAUCGUCAACCAGGACGAUUUUGUAUCGAAACAUGGAAAGUCUAAUCAUCAACUAUGGAAUGAAUUAUGUGAUUUAAUAUCAAAAAAUCCUUCCAAGAUUAAGUCUUUGAAUGUAGAUGCUAUUAUUAGAGGCGGUUUAAGACGAUAUACUGAUCAAUUAGGACCUUUAUGGAAUUCAUUAGCAGAUUAUUAUGUCCGAAGUGGUCUCUUUGAAAGGGCGAGGGACAUUUAUGAAGAAGCUAUACAGACUGUUACCACCGUCAGAGAUUUUACGCAAGUUUUCGAUGCUUAUGCGCAAUUUGAAGAACUUAGUCUUAAGAAGCUUAUAGAAGAAGCAGCAAAAAAUCCUACUGAAGAAGAUGACAUAAAAUUAGAAUUGAGACUGGCGCGAUUGGAACAUCUUAUGGAAAGGAGGCUAUUGUUGCUCAAUUCUGUAUUAUUAAGACAAAAUCCACACAAUGUAGCGGAAUGGCAUAAAAGAGUAAAACUUUAUGAAGGGCAGCCACAUGAGAUAAUUAAUACAUACACAGAAGCAGUGCAGACAGUGCAACCACAGUUGGCAGUUGGUAAAUUGCAUACAUUAUGGGUUGCGUUUGGUAAAUUUUAUGAGGAAAAUGGACAAAUAGAAGAUGCUAGAGUAGUAUUUGAAAAGGCGACUCAUGUUCCGUACACCAAAGUAGACGAUCUUGCUUCAGUAUGGUGUGAAUGGGCAGAAAUGGAAAUUAGACAUGGGAACUGCAAAGAAGCUUUAAAACUCAUGCAUCGUGCUACUACAAUGCCAGCUAGAAAAGUAGCAUACCACGAUGAAACGGAAACAGUACAAAUGAGAUUAUACAAAUCUUUAAAAGUCUGGUCUAUGUAUGCAGAUUUGGAAGAAAGUUUUGGAACAUUCAAGACUUGUAAAGCAGUGUACGACAAAAUAAUCGAUUUGAAAAUCGCAACUCCUCAAAUUAUCAUCAAUUAUGGAUUAUUUUUGGAAGAAAAUAAUUACUUUGAGGAAGCAUUUAGGGCAUAUGAAAAAGGUAUUGCGUUGUUCAAGUGGCCUAAUGUUUAUGACAUUUGGAACACAUACCUCACAAAAUUUUUACACCGUUAUGGUGGUACAAAACUAGAACGUACCAGAGAUCUGUUCGAGCAAUGUUUAGAAUAUUGCCCACCAAAAUAUGCCAAGGCUUUAUAUUUGUUAUACGCAAAGCUAGAAGAAGAACAUGGCUUAGCAAGACAUGCCAUGUCUGUAUAUGAACGUGCGACGAAUGCUGUUCUCCCGGAAGAAAGAUUUGACAUGUUCAAUAUAUAUAUAAAGAAAGCUGCCGACAUAUAUGGUGUGCCGAAAACUCGACAAAUAUAUGAAAAAGCUAUAGAAGUCUUGAAUGAUGAAAACACAAGAGAAAUGUGUUUACGAUUUGCAGAAAUGGAGACCAAGUUAGGAGAAGUAGAUAGAGCAAGAGCGAUAUACGCGCAUUGUAGCCAAAUAUGCGAUCCGAGAGUCACGUCCAACUUUUGGCAAAUUUGGAAAGAAUUUGAAGUCAGGCAUGGAAAUGAGGAUACAAUGCGUGAAAUGCUUCGAAUCAAACGUAGCGUGCAAGCUAUGUAUAACACUCAAGUAAACAUGAUGUCUGCACAAAUGUUGAAUAACGCAUCCAAUCAAAUAUCGGAUGUUCCAAUGGAUGCUAUGCGUUUAUUAGAUAGUAAAAUUACAUCUAGUGCAGAUAAUGCAGCUGAUAUCAAAGGAGGCAUCAAAUUUGUACGUGGUGUAACAGAAAAGGAUGGUAAACCUGAAUCUCAUGUGAAUAAUCCAGAUGAGAUUGAUAUCGAUAUAGAUGAUGAAAAUGAUAAUGACGCAGAAAUAGAAGAAGAUGUACCGAUCGAGAAACAAACUAUACCGUCACAAGUAUUUGGAAGUUUAAAAGCAAUUCAAGCUGAAGAGGAUUGAGGUUUUAAUUAGAUAGUAUUGUGAUUGAUUAAUGUCUACGUGUGCAACUGUAUUGCAAGCAUCGACAAUUAAUUAGCAACUAUAAUCUUAUAAAACCUAUUAUUUUGAUUAUUAAAUCCAUUGUUUAAGUCUCCUAUUAUAUUCAUAGAGUCGUAUUAUGUAUUUAUAUCAAUUUUUAAGUAAUUCUUAAAUAAAACAAAAGUAUGUAUAUACAAUUACAAGGUA
This is a messenger RNA of Wasmannia auropunctata (little fire ant), 2893 nucleotides long. It is a transcript of the gene fand, whose product is annotated as pre-mRNA-splicing factor SYF1. Bases 140 to 2668 code for a protein of 842 amino acids. Gene Ontology annotation, biological process: generation of catalytic spliceosome for first transesterification step; mRNA splicing, via spliceosome. The transcript has 15 exons. Gene Ontology annotation, cellular component: Prp19 complex; post-mRNA release spliceosomal complex; U2-type catalytic step 2 spliceosome. Gene Ontology annotation, molecular function: protein binding. The record is from RefSeq and is a predicted model, not a curated record. NCBI's taxonomy places the organism in Eukaryota, Metazoa, Arthropoda, Insecta, Hymenoptera, Formicidae.